Leptidea sinapis is the source of this 10422-nucleotide messenger RNA. RefSeq names its product biotin--protein ligase (gene Hcs). Lineage: Eukaryota; Metazoa; Arthropoda; Insecta; Lepidoptera; Pieridae. The transcript is spliced from 15 exons. Gene Ontology annotation, biological process: protein modification process. Gene Ontology annotation, cellular component: cytoplasm. Gene Ontology annotation, molecular function: biotin--[biotin carboxyl-carrier protein] ligase activity. The record is from RefSeq and is a predicted model, not a curated record. The coding region runs from base 304 to 3234 and encodes 976 amino acids.
UUGAAAUUUAAUUUUUGAAUAUUAAUUAUUUUUAACUAUAAAAGAAGAGCGUUGUAUUCUGAAUUGUAUUGUACCCAAUACUUAUUUGAUUUAAAAAAUGCAGAUAUCGUGGUAUAUUAAGAAGUCUCUAUUUUUCUCAAAAAUGGGACGUUUCAGUUAUAACUAGUAGAUAUUAUGAUAGAAGUUGGAGCAUUAGAUCAAUAAUCUGAACUGUUUUACUUAAUGCAAUUAUGUCAUAAAAUAUAUUAAUAACAAUGAUUUUAUGAUUAUUACCCUACACAAAAAUUUUAGCAGCCAUAAAGUAUGUUGUUCACACCAAUUUAUAUUGCAAUGACUUUUAUCAGGACUUGGCGAAUUAGGUCGUUCCGUUCACGUCUUCUGGAGUUUUUAUCUGGUAACACGAGCGUUGCGUUCUGUAAAAUACCAGAAAACGCGGCAGAGACUCCAACAUUGAGUUCAAAGUUGUGUAUAAACCCAAAGAAUGCAUAUCUGUGUGAUCUUCUGGAUUACACAAAUGCCUCAAGAAUAUGUAGUAUGAAACCAACUCAGUGCAUAGAGAUAAGUGAUUGGGUAUCAUGUUCUGGAGGCUUGCCACUGGGUGCAAGUGAUGCCUCCCCAGUCACUGAUGUUGACAUUGAAGUACUGUUUGAAUGUGAAUUGGAUCCCCAUGAAGAUAGCUCAUAUUUUGAUAUCAUUCCAUUGGAAUCAUUAGGUCAGCCAGUUGCAUGGAAAGCUGGAUCUCACUUAGCAAUAGUACUGAAAACUAAUAUUGAACACCUCAGUUUAGUUGGCUUCCACUUUGUUGGGGGUGAAUUCAUAAUUGAUCAUAAAUUGCCCGUUGUAAGGAUACAAACCGUUCAAUUGUCUGGAGAACCAAAUAAAGCAACUGAUUUAUCAAUGAGGGGCCUUCGUAGUGAAAUACAACAUAGCUUAAAGCUUCCACAUACAGAAUUUCAAUGGCCUGUUCAUGCAUCUCUUAUAAGGAAAUUGUCUAAAGUUGUUGAUAUUAAAUCUGAUAGAAAUAUAAUUGUGCAAAUGAAUGGGGGAAGUGAACAAGUGGAAACUUCAUCAAUUGUAAGGAAAAAUGUUACUCUAUCUGAUGUUAGCACAAUCACAACAAAAUCGUUGUGUACGGAAGAUGAUGAGUCAGAUUUAAAAGAAGUGGAACAUAAAACACCAGAUAAAUCACCACAGAAGAAGCCUGAUGCAAAAUACGAACCAAAUGAGUUAGUUGUAGAAAAUGUUACAGUGGAAAUCCAACAUAACAUUACACCAAAGAAAUCCAGUUUAAAGCUUGAUUUGAAAAAAGGUACGGGACAACUGUCUACAUCCCUUCUAAACAUAUCGAGUCAAAUUAAAUCUGUUACUACACAUAAGAGAAUUGUAAGUACUACAGGGCCAAAGAAAGCACCACAAGUUGAAGCAAUUCUUCAAACAGGUGAAGAAACACAGAAGUGUUGCUCUUCACAAAUGACACCAAAGUCUACAAAAAGUUCCCGUCCAUUGAUAAAUACGAAAUCACCGAAUGUUCUUAUAUAUUCAGACAGUGUAGCAGCUAGAGACAAUUUGGAAGCAUCACUAAAGAAAGUCUUGGACUGUGAUAGAUAUACCGUGUACAGUGUGAGUCCUGAGGCGCUGUGCGGUGGGGCCUGGCGCGGACGGGCGUCGCUCGUAGCAGUGGCGGGAUGCUGCGGCCGGGCGGCGCCGCUGCUGCUCGCACAUCUCCUGGACGGAGGCAGGCUGCUGGCGCUAUGUUCAGACUUGCUGCACACCGUGCUUCCGCAUUACAAGACAGCUGAGAUUCGUGAAAAUGAAGUUGUCCAGUUCUCGUACGACAAGUGGAAGUCUGUCAAAAUGAAACACCACAUAUUCUGUUAUCAAGCGUCUCCCGCCAAAAAACAGUUCUCCACUGAGAGUGACAGACAAGCCAGUCAGGAUGCCAAUAUGUGUUGGCCGUCUAGAUACACGGGCCAUCCGGGACAUGAGCUGGACAUUCAAGUUCUGGCUUCCGAGGAGACUUGGCGAACUCCGUCGCUACUACAGGCUACGGACAUCACAAACCAAGGAGUUGCGAUUUUCUCGCAGAUACAUUUAGAGGCGGAUCCCUGUGACUAUUUGGGCGAUGAAGGUGUGAAAAGCAAUGAGGCUCGGCUUGAGAUAUUGCAUAAGAUAUUAGGUGAUAUAUUAGGCUUACACGUAAGGAACCCCAAGGAGUUAAUGCAAAUAGAAUUUACGAAGGCAUUCUUCCUCGGUGAUCACGUGGUGAAACAGUCACUCGUGGAAGGUUGGUGUCCGUCGGUUGAAGGCAAACGAGUGCAGAAACUUGGGGAGCUGAGCGUGCAGUGGUGUAUGAGAGGAGAGAAACCCGUGCAGCAACCUGCCGACGACUUCCUACCCGUGUAUCUCUACGAGUGUCCGGACAACUUCUCCACUGUUGAAUAUUUCGAUAACCUAACCAGCUCAAUAUUAGGCCGCGUCAUAAUAUACUCGGACGUGAUGACGUCAACCCAGGCAGUACUGAACGACAGGCUCUCAAGUGGCGUGGGAGCCGUUUGUCGGCGGCAGACCGCAGGCAGGGGUCGCGGCGGCAACCUCUGGAUAUCACCGCUCGGCCAGGCCAUCAUAUCGCUUCAGGUGUGGUGUAAGAUGACUCCUACGGUACCGCUAGUGCAACACGCCAGCGCGCUUGCGGCCGUGCGGGCGCUGCGUUGUCACCCCGACUAUCACCACUUCGAUAUCAGGAUCAAAUGGCCGAACGACAUUUAUUACGGGCGAGAUGUUAAGCUAGGCGGGACUGUUACUGAAGCGAACUGUUUCGGCGACGAUGUUAUUAUAAAUAUAGGGACUGGUGUAAACAUAUCAAACAGCGUGCCUACAACAUGUGUAAACGAUAUCAUAAAGGAGUACAACAUUAAGCGGGGCACUUCACUAGCGCCGAUAUCGAUAGAGAAGUUCCUGGCUCGAUACUGCUCGGAGUUAGAGGCCCUAUUGGAUUAUUUAACACAAGAUGGUGGCGUUCAAGUAUUUCUUGAACAAUAUUAUGAAUAUUGGCUGCAUACUGGCGAAGAGAUUCGCGUUCAAGUUGCGGGUGAGGACACGCCGGUAUCUGGCGUCAUCAGCGGGGUGGACGAGUGCGGAUGGCUCGUGGUGCGGUCGGACGCGGGUCACGUUCGCGUCACGCCCGACGGCAACACGUUCGAUAUCAUGCGCGGCCUUAUUGCGCCCAAAUUAUAACUAUUUUAAAUAUUAUGACUAGUGUUGUACAUACUCCAUGUAGCGCCACUGAUAGAAGUCCUUGUAAACAUGGAAAUUUCUUGAAUUUGAUUGGUGUACCUUUUUCUCUGUUGUCGGUUUCAUAAUUACUGAGGUGUUUACAAGUUUCAAAUAUUUUAUUUUAAUUCACGUAAUGCAUGCUUUGAUACCACGCGUCCAUCUUUUACUGUUAAAAUUGUCUUCGUGUAUAUUCUAUGUCUACCUGGAAAGGUUCUACAAAAUUCAUCGUAAAUAGCAAGGUUAGGUUUUUGUGUUUAUGCCGUGUAUGCUAUGCCCACGAAAGUGUGUUAACACAUGUCGUGUGUUAUUCUAUAUAACACAAUCACUCCCUUUAUCUGCAUGUAACGAUGACAAUAGGAUCGAGGUAAUAAAAUAUCACAAAAUUAAGAUCUCAACUAAGUAAAGCGCGGUGUAGAGUAAUAUGCCUCUAUUACUAGGAUCCUAUUCGGGUUCGGAAUAAUAUAAGUUUCUCAGAUUUCUCUCGAGUUUAAACUUGCGAGCGAGGGCGAUUGUCCUCCUCUAUCAAAAAAUAUUUUUUAGUAAAAGUAUAAAAAGGAUUUUAGUCGGGUAGUCCUACCAUAUGUUGAUUUAAGUUUUUGUUAUUUACAUAUUUAUGGUGUUUGCAAAUUAUUAUUUUUUGUUAAAUUUUUGAAGUUUUUAGAGACCCAUUUAUUAGAUCUUGUAUAUGCUCUAUCUACAGACUAAACUCUAGUUAUAAUUUAUUUAAAUAAAAAAAUCUAAUUGUAAUUUAUUUAAAUAAAAAAAUUAUUGUUAAAAUAAUAGGUUAGGUUUUGUUUAUUUAUAGAUCUCAUUUUAAUGUUAUUGGGUUUUCCUGUAAAUGGCUAUGAUUAUCUUUUAACUUUGUUAUGAGAUUAUGUCUUUAAUACUUGUUUAAAUUGAUGGCAAUUCAGGUGACACAGUACUCUGAAUUAAGAAACAUAAAUUAGGUGAUACUUGAUACAUUAAAUUAUAAGUUAUUCUCAUAUAUACCUAUUAGUAAAUCUUCCUUCAUUGAGAGCACUACCAGGUGGCAGUGUUGCUAUUGUCCAGUAACUUAUAUUAUCUUUAGGACUGUUUUGUUUAAAACAAGAAUCAGAAGUGGGAUGGGUGGAAUCGGAGAAAAUUAAAAGUGGACAGACCUACUUCUUCUCAAGCGAAAGCUUGUAAAUUGCGUUGUGAGUAAAUAAGCCCAAUUUCCUUCCAGAUGUUAUAUCACUGGAAUAGUGAACUCUAUUAAUAUUUAUAUUCGCCCUGAAAAGUGGGCUUUGGUAUUACGAAUAAGAUAGUUUAGCUGCGCCAUAUCACUGCCACUUAGCUGUAAUUUAAGACAUUUAUAGUUAUACAUUCAUAAUAAAAAGGUUUGUUGUUUAUUCAAUUAGGCGUUACUUUGCGGAAAUCCAUAAUUAUACAAAUGAUUUAGGUUUUCUUUAGUGUUAAUUCCGCCAAUAUUUGUCUUUAAAACAAUUCGACACGUGUUUUGCCUCUACACGAGGCAUCCUCAGGACGUGCUGUCUCGCCAAAAUCUGGCACGAGACUGAAUCAAAUGAGUCGGAAGCCGCUCUUUUAUACCCUCGUCCCAUGAAAUGACGCGCUGUGAUUGGUCGGCUGUUGUGACGUAUUACCCCCGGAAGAGACACGUAACAAAGGUGAUGGGACUAAAUUUGUUUGUUCAUUCAACAAUGUAAACAUGUUAUUUUUGUGUUUUAUUAUUUCUAAUUGCUCUAACACAUUUAAGCGAAAUCCUUUUUCACAUGUAUGUAAAAUAUUAAAAUUAUUAUUGUUUCCGAGUGAGUGACCUGUAUCAAUUAAAUGUUUCGCGAAGUGUGAUUUUUCGGGAUGAUUGACAUUGUGAUUCGUUCGGAAGGACACAUUAAUAUUGUUUUUCCUAAAUAAUUUAGCUAUUUUAUCCGAUAUUGGACCAAUAUAUGUCAAACUACCCACAUAUUUGGUAUUUGAUUGUGGUGGGGCGGGAUAAAGUUCUGAAUUAAUUAGAUGUUUUUGUUUAUUUUUAAUUAAUUUGUUCACUAACUGUUUUGUAUAGCCGUUGGAAACCGCGAUUUGGUAUAUUAUAUUAAGUUCUUUCGCGAAGCUGUCACGGGACAGUGGGACUGACAUUAAUCUGUGAACAUAGCAGCGGAAGGCCGCUAGUUUAUGUUGUACGGGGUGGCAAGAUGACGCAGGAAUAGUAAUAUCUGUAUAUGACGGCUUUCUAUAGAUUUGGAAUUCUAAUUUAUUGUUUACUCUUGUUAAUUGUAAAUCCAAAAAAUUUAGAGAUUAAAAAUUAGAUUAAAGGAACAUAUUGCCGCAUUUAGGAAAAAUCAUCCCGAAAAAUCCGACUUCGCGAAACAUUUAAUUGAUACAGGUCACUCACUCGGAAACAAUAAUAAUUUUAAUAUUUUACAUAUAUGUGAAAAAGGAUUUCGCUUAAAUGUGUUAGAGCAAUUAGAAAUAAUAAAACACAAAAAUAACAUGUUUACAUUGUUGAAUGAACAAACAAAUUUAGUCCCAUCACCUUUGUUACGUGUCUCUUCCGGGGGUAAUACGUCACAACAGCCGACCAAUCACAGCGCGUCAUUUCAUGGGACGAGGGUAUAAAACAGCGGCUUCCGGCUCAUUUGAUUCAGUCUCGUGCCAGAUUUUGGCGAGACAGCACGUCCUGAGGAUGCCUCGUGUAGAGGCGAAACACGUGUCGAAUUGUUUUAAAGACAAAUAUUGGCGGAAUUAAGACUAAAGAAAACCUAAAUCAUUUGUAUAGGUUUGUUGUUUUUAUCUGGGUAAUUAUAAACAGAGGUGGGUAUAACUUAAUUAAUUAUCGUUAUUAUCUGUGUCAUAACGAGACGUGUUACGAACAAGCUACCUACUUUGUCCGUGUGGAAAACGAUUAAACAGCGCUCUCUAUGGAACGUUUCGUAAUUUUUUCUAGAUAAAACACCCUUUGGUAAUCCUCAAUCUUUUAUUUACUAUUGGUAAAUUUCAUCAUAAUCGGUUUGGUAACUAUUCCGUGAAAACGACAGAUAGAGCUUUCAUAUUCGUAGCACAUUGCGUUAAUCUGCUUAUGUGUAGAAAUUAUGAUAAACUAAAAAGUAAAAAACUUCCUCGUGAAGCCACAUGUACAGAUAACUCGCGAGUUGAAUGCAGAGUUCAGGACUGCGAUAAGUGCUGUGACCUAAUUAUUAUUGAUGACCAUAAUCAUGAUGUGUCAUUAAUUCAUUCAUCGUGUGUCGAUAAAUUGAAACAAUGCAAAGUAAACCAUUAUACACAAAUUUUUUUUACCUAAAUCUGCUGCCUUUCUUCAACACACAUGUCUAAUAGUAUAAUACGCACCUAGGGAGAAAAAUAGGUCAUUAUCACCCGCGGAAUAUACAAUCGCGGGUGGCAAUGUCCUACUUAUCUCACGUGGUGCGUAUAAGAUUUUAUUCCCACCUAAUUCCCUUCCCGUCUUGCUGGGAGAGAAUCGGCCUCUUUUGUCUCUCGUACCAGGGACUAAAAGACAGCUUUUACAUCGAGGUGGGGAAAAAAAAACAAUUUCUCGUGCUUGGCAGUAAAUCAAAACUCGUUUAUGGAACGCGAUAUCACGGUUAGUGUACGAUAAUAAUUGUAAACGACGGCACAUCACUACAUAGUAGGCGCGCGAGGCGAAGCGUGCGGACAGCGGGGGGAUGCUCCCGCUCCCUACCUCAGGUCCCGACUGCGUUCAACUUGCGUAUUAACUUUAGAUACUGUCGAUAAAUAAUAGUGCCGGAAGAUAUGUGCUACUUGCAGUGCUCACCUGCUUAAGGGAAAUGAGUUUAACAUUUAUUGUACGUUAAUGUUUAACGAAAGGUGAGCCUAUCCGACCAGGUGAAAUUUGCAGGCACGAGAUAGUGCUUUACGUGGAAAAAUAAAUCUUGAUAUUUAUGAUAAAUUGACUAAUUUCAAUUUUUCAAAUAUAAUUUAGAGAGCUACUUGAAUAAUUUUAGUAAGGCAUGUGAAAUGUGGCUGUCGCGAAUGAAUGAAUUGUUAUUGGCCAGUACGUAUUUAUCGUUUCUAAUAAAUAAAUUCACGCUAGAAGUAGAUCAUAUUAUUCGAUAUAAAUGACGUAUGACCACAAAGGCGCAGAAGAAAGUUUACUAAAGAAUUAUUUACAUACUUUUUUUUUUUUUUAUAAGAUUUUAUGGCCUGGUAACGAGACCUUUAAGACAAAGUUUAUUAUAGAAAUAUUUACGUACCUACUUGUUUAAUUCAUAUUAUUUUAUAAGUACAUAGUGAAUGACAUUCCAACUAGCAAUUUAGAAUAAUCUUUACGUAGUGUCAUAAUAAAAUGUAUAUGUACACAGAUCCUUCAGUAUGUAUAUUCAUUGAAAUUUCUUGCUUGUUUUCAAUAUAGUAAGUAUGUAAUGUUUAGUGUUAUACUGGUUAUUGUGAUAUUAUAUUGUCUUGAAUUUUAUGAGGUUUCAGCAAAAAUAAUAUAUAUUUCAUUUUGUUAUAGAAGUACAAGUGUUAUACUGGCUUUAAUUUUUUCUAAUAAUAGCCACUAGUUAAAUUUUAAAUGUUACGACAACGUACUGGCAUUUUGUUUCUAAUAGGUUUAGCUGUUCAUUACGAAGUGUGCAUUUAAUUGAAGAUAUAUUUAUUGUUCGAUUCUUGCAACGUAAAUUUUGUUGAUUUAGUAUAAUUUUCCCAUUUCUGAUGUUAUAAAAGUCAUAUUAAACUUCACUAAAUUAUUUCCUUGCUUGUCACGCAUUAAAAUGCGACUGAGGUGAAUCGAUAAGAAAUGAGUCCUGAAAAUAGCCAAGUUGAUUACUAGAUUAGACUUUACGUCAAGACAGUUUCAUACAUUAUUUGCAAGUUUAUUAUAUUAUUAAACCUUUUUACAUUUUGUAUAUUCCAAUAUUUUUUGUGGAUAGCAAAAUGUAAGAAUAAUAUAAGAAUAAAUAUCACAUUACAUUUUUGUGUAAUGUUAGUGCCACCUGCUCCGUGGGUAGUGGGUAUGUCGAUGUUACGUACUCUUUGGCACUUUGGAUGUAAGGCCAACGAGAAGAGAUAAAGAAUGUAAACAGUGUUCAAAACAUUUUCAUCGAUCUCUAUGAAUAUUGAAAGGAGUUGUUAUAUUUCAAAGGUUGUCUAGAGCUGCCAGGCUGUGAUUCCAUAUUUAAAAUCAACAAUUACUCACAAUAACGGCAAAAAACAAGAAUAAAACUAAUAGUAACGGGUUAAUAAUAACAAAGAACUAAGUAAAUAUGGAAUAAAAAUAUGUAUGUAUCACUUCGAUCGCAAUCCAAACAGAUAUGAACUUGAUGACACAAAAUGGCGGACCAAAUGUUGAUUGUUAACUGCGGUAUUAGCUGCUUUUCUGUACCACGAGACUCGCAAAGACAGCUGUCGUCGACCAACUGACGCCAUUACUGCUUACGAGUGAUAAGAACAGAGAUUAUAAUCACUCGCUAUUACAACGUAACUUAGUAACGGCCCGUUUGUUUACAUUGUUUUUCUUGACUCGCUGGCCUUAGUAUAGUUUAAUUCUUAGAUAAUUUAUAUGUCUAGAUAGUCUCUUGCUGUUAGACAACUGAUAAAAGAGACCAGGAAUAUUUGUUUAGUGUGCGUGACAAGUUACGCCUUACACUCGGCGAUUUGUAUGUCACAUUGUGUUAGUAUGCGUGAAUUGCUCAAAAUAGAAGCUAGUUAUAAACUCAAUUUUUUUGACGUUUCCACAGCUACUACAGUCUAUCUAACCAUAUAAAUGAUGUAAGGUUUAAUUUUUGUAGUCAAAUUUUAGAACUUUUCGGCCCAGUAUCAUACCAUACCCCUCGUUUGUAACAAAUUUAUAAUCUACAAGUAAUGUUGUGUGAAUUAUAAUUUAUAGAGUAAAAAGGGGUGUAAAGGUUUGGUUAUGGUAUGUGUUCUAGGUAGAUAAUUCGUGAGUAUACAAUGUAAUAAAUACCUAAAUGAUAAUAUAAUAAUGCAGUUACUUUUCGUCCAUUCAUUAGGGAUUGUACCUUGUUAAUGUAGAUAGUGUUGAUAAUAGUGAAAUAUAUUUGUUGAUUUUAUACAUGUUUAAGGUUUACUUACUAACGGCCGUUCCCAAUAUUCAGUCUAUCUCUUACUUGAGAUAAAAAUCGUAACUAUCGUUGACUUUUCUGUCCCAAUAAUCUUAUUGACGGUAACUCAACUUAUCCGUGCACGUUGUCUGUCAAUGGGACGACGUAUAUAGCUUACCAGCGAUAUAAAGUUUGUGUGGAAAUUGCUAAUCACGCGUCCCAAUAUAAGGCGAUAAGAAUGAUUUAUCGGGUAUAUUGGGACAGCUUCAUCUUGACAGUAGAAGGUAGUUAUUUAUCUCUGUAUCUGUAGAUAGUAUAUUGGGAACGGCCGUUAAUAACAUUUCGGAAAUCAUAUAUUAUCUAGGUGCAGUCAAACGUUAUAUUUACAAGCAAUGUGGGUAACUUUUAUGGUUUUAUUAUGGUGUAAACUGUAAACGAUUAACGAUACUUUGGUAUUCGCCUAUGUCUUUGACGCAUAGAAAUGCUUUGAGGUGUUGUGACUUUCGUUUAAGUCUGAAGAUAUUAAAGCUGUGACGAUAUUUAUGCGGUUGACUUUACCUUUACCGGUUGUUAUUGUUAAUAAUAUUAAAUACCUAGUAAUAGAUCAAUGAACUUACAAUUUAUACUAUGAAUGGACGUAGUUCCUGAAAAACGUUCCAAGCCACUAACAUCACACUUUAAGGAAUUCGUGUUUAAAGUUUAAUAAAUAUUAGUGUAUUCCAUACAUGUGGGUUGGGCUACUAAGUCAUGAUGUCACUUUAAGAGUGACAGUAGGGCUGCCACUUUUUGUCAGUCCGUUAAUAUGAAUCACAUGACCAGUUUUUUGUUCUUAACACAAUUUCGACAUGAUUGUGGUUUGAAUCGUUAUUCUGGAAUUAUGUCCAAUUAUUUACUAGAUUAUAUUCUGUUAUUAUUUAUUUUCUCGCUUAAUAUUUCAAAUUAAAUAUGCCUAUUUCUUGAGUUACUUUUAGAAAUAUUUAUUAUGUGUACGGGGUUUCUUAUAAACAAUAAAUUCUAGUAGUUAUAUUCCCUUUAUAUUAUAUCGAUGUUGUUGUGUGGAAUUCCGGUAAAAUAUUUAUGCAUUGUUAUGUUCUACUGUUGUGAAGACUCAAAUAAAAAAUUCUCACCAAAA